This is a messenger RNA of Eriocheir sinensis (Chinese mitten crab), 8955 nucleotides long. It is a transcript of the gene alpha-Cat, whose product is annotated as catenin alpha-like. Gene Ontology annotation, cellular component: adherens junction; catenin complex. Gene Ontology annotation, biological process: cell migration; cell-cell adhesion. Lineage: Eukaryota; Metazoa; Arthropoda; Malacostraca; Decapoda; Varunidae. Bases 389 to 3253 code for a protein of 954 amino acids. Gene Ontology annotation, molecular function: beta-catenin binding; cadherin binding; actin filament binding. The record is from RefSeq and is a predicted model, not a curated record. The transcript is spliced from 24 exons.
GCUGAGUACGGGCAGUCAGUUAGCGUUUGGGAGUGGGAGUGGAGUGACGUCCGUUGCGCCCAGGGAUUUAUAACUGCCUCUUCCACACCUAUCCUUAUGCCUAGACCAGAGGAGGGCCAGCCAGCAUCCCCUGCACUGUGUCGGUGAGAGUUGAGGUUGAUGUGCAUGAAGUGUUCAGUGUAGCUUGAAGUGCAUGAUACAACCUUGACUCUAGUACGGAGGAGUGAAGGGGGCAUGAACAUUACUGGGAAGCCUCAACCCGAGUAGUCAUGAGCGCUCACACAUAAGUCGUCAGAGGUCACACAUAUCCCGAGGGUGAGGUCCCAAGUGACAGCAGAAACACAGAGUUGAUAGUGCCCUAGAAACACAGUGUUGUAAUACCGCCACCAUGCCUGAGACGGCGUACCAGCAGGCGCCCAACACAGACAAUGGGAGCGGCCUGGUGCUGCGCUGGGACAUUAAGAACCUGGAGAUCAAGACCAGAUCAGUUGAAAAGACCCUAGAGCCUCUUGUCAUACAGGUCACAACUUUAGUCAACACUAAAGGACCUUCAAAGAAGAAAAAAGGGCGGAGUAAAAGAGCCCAUGUCCUGGUGGCCGCCGUGGAGGCCGCCACGGCUAACUUCAUCGAGCGCGGGGAGGAGAUCGCCUACGAGAACCCUGACAUCCGCGGCGAGAUGCUCGGAGCCGUGGAGGAAGUGAGGAAGACAGGAGAUACCAUGUCCCGGGCUGCAAGGGAGUUUGCCGAAGAUCCGUGCAGCAGCGUCAAGCGCGGCAACAUGGUGCGGGCCGCCAGGAACCUGCUCUCCGCCGUGACCCGCCUCCUCAUCCUGGCAGACAUGGUGGACGUGCAUCGCCUCCUCAAAAGCCUGCAAGUGGUCGAAGAUGACUUAGAGAAAGUUAAGAAUGCCUCCAGCCAGUCCGAGCUGCUGGACAACUUCCGCCUCUUUGGCAAGAACACAAGUGACCUCAUCAACCAGGCCGCCAAGAGACAGAACGAGCUCAAGGAUCCCAGGCUGCGCGAUGACCUGGCCUCGGCUCGCGCUGUGCUCAAGAAGAACUCCAUGAUGCUUCUCACGGCCUCUAAGGCUUACGUACGACACCCCGAGCUGGCCGCCGCCAAGGCCAACAGGGACUUUGUGUUCAAGCAAGUGUGUGAGGCUGUCAACACCAUCAGCGACGUGGCCCAGGGCAAGGCCACGGGGGCGGGACAGAUGCCCUACGAAGGCCCGGGUGAACUGGCCUCUGCACUGGAUGACUUUGAUGAACGCAUCAACAUGGACCCGCUGACCUACAAUGAGGUGCGCACACGGCCGUCCCUGGAGGAGCGCCUGGAGUCCAUCAUCAGCGGGGCGGCCCUCAUGGCGGACUCCUUCUGCACCCGUGACGACCGCCGCCUUAAGAUUGUGGAGGAGUGCAACGCCGUGCGCCAGGCUCUCCAGGACCUCCUCACAGAGUAUAUGGACAAUAUGGGCCGCAAGCAGCCGUCAGAAAACCUGGACAAGGCCAUUGACCACAUGUACCGCAAGACCAAGGACCUGAGGCGCCAGCUGCGCAAGGCUGUGGUGGACCACGUCUCUGACAGUUUCCUGGAGACAAAUGUCCCUCUGCUGGUCCUGGUGGAGGCUGCUCGGAACGGUAAUGAAAAGGAAGUGGAAGAAUAUGCACAGGUGUUCACUGAGCACGCCAACAAGCUGGUGGAGGUCGCCAACCUGGCCUGCACCAUGUCCAACAACGAGGACGGCGUCAAGAUGGUGCGCUACGGGGCAGCGCAGAUAGAACAGCUCUGCCCGCAGGUCAUCAACGCUGCCAGCAUCCUCUCGGCAAGACCAAAGUCAAAGGUGACGCAGGAGAACAUGGACGCCUUCAAGGACGCCUGGGAGAACCAAGUCCGCAUUCUGACCGAGUCCGUUGACGACAUCACCACCAUUGACGACUUCCUGGCAGUAUCAGAGAGUCACAUUUUGGAGGAUGUGAAGACGUGCGUGCGGGCCAUCAACGAGGGCGACCCCGAGACCCUGGACCGCAUCGCCGGGGCCAUCCGCGGCCGCUCCACUCGGGUGUGUCACGUGGUGGCCUCCGAGAUGGACAACUACGAGCCCUGCAUGUACACCGACCGCGUGCUGGAGGCCGUCAAGGUGUUGAGAGACCAAGUGCUGCCCAACUUUGCCCAGCGUGUGGAUGUGGCGGUUGAGGCCCUGAGCAGCACCCCAGGCAAGGAGGUGGAUGAGAAUGAGUUUAUUGACGCCUCCCACCUGGUGUAUGAUGGUGUGAGGGAGAUCCGCAUGGCUGUGCUCAUGAACAAGGCGGAUGACGAGCUGGAUCCGGAUGACUUGCUGACGGAUGACUACCACACCCUUGAGAUCAGAAGCAAAUCGAGUGCCCACACAGUUGAGACGACCAUUGACGAAUAUCCCGGCGUGAGCGGCAUCACCACGGCCAGAGAUGCCAUGAGGAACCUGAGUGAGGAGGACAAGGACAAGAUCGCAGCGCAGGUCGAGAACUUCCGCCUGGAGAAGGUGAAGUUCGACCAGGAGGUUGCUAAAUGGGACGACACCGGCAAUGACAUCAUCGUCCUGGCCAAACACAUGUGCAUGAUCAUGAUGGAGAUGACGGACUUCACAAGAGGUCGAGGGCCACUCAAGACCACCAUGGACGUCAUCAACGCUGCCAAGAAGAUCUCCGAGGCGGGCACAAAGCUGGACAAGCUCUCAAGGCAGAUCGCUGACCAGUGCCCCGAGUCCAGGACCAAGGACGACAUGCUGGCCUACCUGGACCGCAUCGCCCUGUACUGCCACCAGCUCAACAUCACCUCCAAGGUCAAGGCCGAUGUGCAGAACAUUUCCGGCGAACUCAUCGUGUCUGGGCUUGACUCCGCCACGUCGCUGAUCCAAGCCGCCAAGAACCUGAUGAACGCCGUGGUUCUGACCGUGAAGUGCUCCUACGUGGCCUCCACUAAGUACCCGCGCCAGGGCACCAUUCCUCAGCCAGGAGUCCGAUCAGCCGAAGUGAGCACAGGUGGGAGUUUACAGAAAGCAGGGACGAAGGUCCCCCAUAUACCCCCAAAGCCUGUAGUAACACAGGGACAGUCGCCGAUCGUGGUGUGGAAGAUGAAGGCUCCCGAGAAGAAGCCGCUGGUGAGGCGUGAGAAGGCGGAGGAGGUGCGCGCCAAGGUGAGGAAAGGCAGCCAGAAGAAGCCCGUGUCUGCCCUCAAGGCCCUCGCAGAGUUCCAGAGUCCGGCUGACGCGAUUUAAGAGCAGCUGUUUGUUAGUCACUUGAUGAGAGAACCAGGGGUGUGGAGUCGGAAACAGUCACUGAAGUCACCAAAAUAUCUGACUCCUUUAUGGUGUGUGUGGUAUGGUGUGGCUGGGUGGCAAGUGGUGUAGUGUGGCUGGGUGACAAGUGGUGUAGUGUGGCUGGGUGGCAAGUGGUGUAGUGUGGCUGGGUGGCAAGUGGUGUAGUGUGGCUGGGUGGCAAGUGGUGUAGUGUGGCUGGGUGGCGAGUGGUGUCGUGUGGCUGGGUGGUGUGUGGUGUAGUGUGGCUGGGUGGCGAGUGGUGUAGUGUGGCUGGGUGGCGAGUGGUGUAGUGUGGCUGGGUGUAGUGUGGUGUAGUGUGGCUGGGUUUGAUUUCCCCACCACCACAGAAGAGGGGGAGAGGGAGGAAGUGGAUCGGAGUCAGAAUCGAAGUCGUAACCUAAAAAUUUCCCCAAGUCAAAAUUGCAAUCUGAGUCACAACCUUAAAAUUCCCUAAAGUCAAAGUUGGAGUUGAAAUUCCUCACAUCCGACUUCACACCCCUGGAAUGAACGCACCCAAGGAGGAGGAGGAGGAGGCGAAGGUGUGUGUGUGUCGAGGCCUCGUUCGUUUUGGGCCGUUCCGUAACUAGUUGUCCACGUCCUGUGAUGGCCAACUGUCCCACGUAGGCUUAGGUAGAGAAGUGAACUCAUUUAUCGAAUUUAAAGUACGUAGUCGCAGUUGAAUCCUCUUUUUGGCAAUUGUAUUUUUAUGUAGAUUCAGUUAGAACCUCCUUUGACAAUUGUUUUCUUAUGCGGUUAGAGUUGAAUCCUCCUUUCUUAUAUCGAGGAAGGAUUGGCAGUGGAUUACGCAAGAUGGAGGAGGAGGAUCACAAGAGAAGAUGGGCUAUUGAUGAAGAAGAAGGUGUAGAUGCAGUUAAAUCCUCCUUUGGUAACUGUUUUCGUAUGUCGAGGAAGGAUUGGCUUUGGACUAUGCAAGAUGAAGGAGGAAGAUCGCAAGAGAUGACGGACUAUAGAUGAAGAAGAAGAAAGAGAAGAAAGUGUAGAUGCAGUUGAAUCCUCCUUUGGCAAUUGUUUUUGUAUGUAGAGGAAGGAGGAUCAUAGCAACCCCAACCUCAAGAAUGGAAGAUGAUAGGCUAUUAAAAAAGAUGAAGAAGAAGGGGAGGAAGAUGAUGACAGUUCUGACCUCAAGAAUGGAAGACGAUAGGUUAUUAAAAAAGAUGAAGAAGAAGGGGAGGAAGAUGAUGAUAGUUCCGACCUCAAGAAUGGGAGACAAUAGGCUAUUAACAAAGAAGAUGAAGAAGGGGAGGAAGAUGAUGAUUGUUCCGACCUCAAGAAUGGACGACAAUACAAAGAAGAUGGAGACGAAGAGGAAGAGGAAGACAAUAGGCUAUUAACAAAGAAGAAGGAGGAGGAAGAAGAAGAAGAAGAAGGCAAUGACGAAAGUUCCAGUCAAAUCGUUCCUCAGCAAUCCACUCCCCUAUCCACCUCAUUUCCGCCUGUCGCUCUAUCACACAUCCUAGUUCUACAUAUAUUUGAUUCUAUUUUUUCACACCAAAGUUAGCAGAUUGAUUACAAGGUGCAUUCCAUAUAUAAGUUUGUUCUUGAAUAUUUCUACCCAAGGACACCCAAGCCUCACUACCCCCAUAGGAUAAUAUAUAUAAGGUUUCCACUCUCUUUGAAGGUUAUAUCGCCCACGGGAAAUGGAUGUUGCAAGGACGGAGUGACGGAGAGAAGGCUAGUUUGGCAAUCAUAUAUAUUUAGAAUUUGAAGAGAAGCUAUUGAGGUUUUUAUACACACACAUACAUACACACUCAUUCAAUAUAUUCCUUUCUGUAACAAUAAUUAUCCAUUCACUAUUAUUUUCAUUAUUAUUAUUUACAUUUUUUCGUACAUGCAUUACCUCGGUCUAGCGCAGAGAAAGCAGCACACUCUCCCCCUGUUCAAGUUACCCCUCCCCCUCAUCCCCAGGUUUAGCGUCAUAGGGUGGGCGAGGUGAUGCACCCCCCAGCGUAUGCCCCCAUGUUCAGGAGAGGGGAGGUCUGGCCUGCUUCAACAGUCUCAAAGUGCAUUUUGUAUCGCGCGGGGAGUUCAAGUCGUACUCCAUGAUAGUUUUGCAGCACUGUUACCGUACCACACAUUGCAUUUAUAUCAUGUAAAACUAACCAUGUUCUUACCGAGGUGCUAAGGGUAGGAGUAGCACCACAACCUCACAAUGGUCACAGUGGAGGAUAAAUCAUGUGUGUUCUGCAGUAGUUAGCUCCACCACACUAGCGGACUCUGUCUUGUCCCUUUAGAGAGAAGCAAGGUCACCAAUUGGACAUGUGGUUUUCUUACAGUAGGUAGUUUCUUGUACUGAACUGAUGAUUGAUUGUGUAUGGGUUUGAAUGCGGCGUGACUGUAUACACACGCGAGGUAAUGACGUACUUGCCCUGUGCACUUCUUGUAGGGAUCUCUGUCCUGUUCUGUGUCCUCAAUCUUGUCUGUCACUCAGUGGUUGGUAUUACAAGACACUUCCGCUUCUCAGAUCAGCUAUUUCCAAAGGCCAAAAUUGAGACCAGUUGCGUACUAAUGAGUGUUCUUUUAGGUUCAUGGUACAGAAGAAGGGUCAAACUACCACCAGGGUCAUAAAACUACCCCUGGAAAUGCCCACAACUCCUACGAAUGCCUUGUCAAAUACGUGUUCUUGGGCGGCGAAAUGUCUUAUGAUAUGACCCAGUAGUGUUGCAAGCUGUGAUGGAGUCUUGGAUAUGUGGCUGAUGCUCUUCAAGGAAACGGUUGGAGAUUGGUUUCAUUGGUCAUUGGUUUUAUAUUGAGUGGGUGGUGCGUUGCAGGCUGUAGGAGAGAGUGUUGCAUUACUGGGACACUUCAGGGUUUCUUUAGGGACAGGUUGGGUGGUGUGUAGCAAGGUCAUGAUAUCACCCUGCCGCUAAACUCGCCUUACCUAGAAAUUCAACCUUUUUCUGGCCGUUUCCUGUGAAGUGGUGAGCUGCUAUCCUUGGUUCUCAGUCACGAUUUCCUCUUGAGUGUGGGAGACAUGUGAAGGGUGGUGACACGGGUCGAAUUAUAAGACACUCGCUUCUAACAUCAGGUAUUUCUAAAAGUCAAAGAGGGGGUCAAUCGGGUUCUAAUGAGUGUUUUUUUAGGUUCAUGGUACAGACGAACGGUCAAACUACCACCAGGAUCAUAGAACUACUGCUGGAAAUCCCCACAACCCCUAUGAAAGCCUUGUCAAAUAUGUGUUUUUGGGCAGCGAAAUGUCUUAUAUUACGACCCUUAGACAAUUGUACCCACUCGGACAUGCAUGAUAGGUGUGUGUGUGUGGGAGUCUGGGAGGUCUUUCUUUUACACAGUAUAUGGUGAGAGGAAGGAAAUCGUCACCAUCAUGUUUUGAGUAUUUCCAUUUUUUGACAAACUCAGUACUUGAAGAUUUAUUAUAUAUUAUCCAAACAUUUUAUAAUAUUUUUUCAUAUCCAAAGUGACACAUAUGUAGUCUGUGUUUAUAAACUUAUCAGGCUCCCACUACGACUAUUUCCCAAGGCCACAGAGAAGAUUAACUGGGUUUUCAUGGGUAGUUUUCCUGUUCAUGGCCUAGAAGUCUUGUAAAACUCACCAGUAUCACAAAACAGCCCAAGAAAACCCCAGGAACUUAUACGACGAGAGGCUUUUUAAACAGACAUACAGGCCACGGAGAAGGUUAACUGGGUUUUCAUGGGUAGUUUUCCUGUUCAUGGCCUAGAAGUCUUGUAAAACUCACCAGUAUCACAAAACAGCCGAAGAAAACCCGAGGAACUUAUACGACGAGAGGCUUUUCAAACAGUCAACCGAGGGACUGAUAUGUUUACAAAUACAGACUUUAAUGACCCACUCUCAAAGACUUGCUGUUGCUGUACUCCUGUAUGUGUGUGUGGUGGAAAGUACUGGUCUCGGUGUGUGACAAGUGGCUCUGUAUUGACGCACUUGCAUAUCAUUUAGUUGUACGUAUAUGAUGUCAUGGCUAAUGGAGGACAAACUAGAUGGGCAGCUUUUGUAUAUUUUAGGGUAAAGUAUGAGUAAUUAGUUUUAGUGGAAGGCACCAAAGAAGAUUAUAUAGAGCAUGCCGGCCGUCGAAAUUGUUUAGCGGACGAGCAUUGCGUCAUCAUCAUUUCCAGUACGUAGUCUGUCGCCCGCUGUUCCAUGAUUCCCUAACCGAAACAAAACAUUCCUGACGUGUGUUCCCGACCGAGCCCUUUCACGGCGACCUGUUAUGUGUUUUUUGUAGCUCAAGGACGGCAUUUGCCCCUCGCUUGUUAUCAGCUUUGCAUAUUUGUGGCACUCCCCGGUGAAGUGAGGUAGACAACACACACGAGGAAACAAGAAAAGGGCAAUUGAAGUUUGGUGUUCAUGCGCUUUUCUUAGGCAUAUGUGUGAAAAAGACUGACCGUGAUGCCGAAACGUCCUUGAAUUUUAGUUUGAGAUAUUGCCUCGAAGAAGACUGGCCUGGUUUUCGUGGGUAGUUUUCCAGUUCAGGGCACAGAAGUCGUGUAAAACUAUCAUCAGGAUCACGAGACAGUCAACGAAAACCACAGCAACUUUCACGAGAGGCUUUUCAAACAUUCCAUGGAGAAGAUUAGCCUGGUUUUUCGUGGGUAGUUCUUCGAUUCAUGGCACAGGAGUCGUGCAAAACCAUCACCAGGUUCACGAAAGUCCAUGAAAAACCCAGGAACUUCUAUGACGAGAGGCUUUUCUAACACUCCGCAGAGAAGAUUAGCCUGGUUUUUCGUGGGUAGUUCUUCGAUUCAUGGCGCAGGAGUUGUGCAAAACCAUCACCAGGUUCACGAAAGUCCAUGAAAAACCCAGGAACUUCUAUGACGAGAGGCUUUUCUAACAGUCCGCAGAGAAGAUUACCCUGGUUUUCGUGGGUAGUUUUUCGAUUCAUGGCGCAGGAGCCGUGCAAAGCUAUCACCAGGUUCACAAAAGUCCAUGAAAAUCCCAGGAACUUCUAUGACGAGAGGCUUUUCUAAGUCCGCAGAGAAGAUUAGCCUGGUUUUUCGUGGGUAGUUCUUCGAUUCAUGGCGCAGGAGUCGUGCAAAACUAUCACCAGGUUCACGAAAGUCCAUGAAAAACCUAGGAACUUCUACGACAAGAGGCUUUUCAAACAGUCCGCAGAGAAGAUUAGCCUGGUUUUCGUGGGUAGUUCUUCGAUUCAUGGCACAGGAGUCGUGCAAAACUAUCACCAGGUUCACGAAAGUCCAUGAAAAACCUAGGAACUUCUACGACAAGAGGCUUUUCAAACAGUCCGCAGAGAAGAUUAGCCUGGUUUUUCGUGGGUAGUUCUUCGAUUCAUGGCGCAGGAGUCGUGCAAAACUAUCACCAGGUUCACAAAAGUCCAUGAAAAUCCCAGGAACUUCCAUGACGAGAGGCUUUUUAAACAGACAUAAGGGCCUCAGAAAAGAUUAACCUGGUCGAUGGAGGCAAGUGAUACCUCAAGGUCGACCCCCAUGGAGCCUACUUCACUUCAGCACGGAGCGCCACAAUUGCCUUAUAGAAUCAUCAAUGAAUUUAUAUCGACGCACACGAUACGUACAGUACAUACCUCUACCCAAUACCCCCGAAAUAUAUUUUUUUCAGAAUGCUUUAGAAAAUUUAUAUCCAAAACCAUAUUCUCAACAUUGUAUAAUUAAUUUAAUGUACUUUGGGUGCCAAAAUAUAUAGUAUAAAGAAGA